AUGUCCACCACCAUGCAAGCUGUUGUCUUCAAAGGACCGCUUCAGGUCGCCCUGGAACAGCGCCCUCGACCUCAGAUUCAGGCACCGACCGAUGUGAUUCUGAAAGUGAGAUACACCGCGCUCUGCGGGAGUGAACUGCACGUCUUCCGUGGCCAUCAACCAUCGGGAACGGGCUUCAUCAUGGGCCACGAGUUCACAGGCGAAGUUGUCGAAACCGGUGCCGAUAUCCAAUCCUUCAAGACGGGCGAUCUCGUCGUCUCACCUUUCACCGUCAGCUGCGGCAAAUGUUUCUAUUGCGAGAGCGGGUUCUCCUCCCGAUGCGCCAACGGCCUGCUAUACGGCAGCCCUGUUCUGGAUGGAGGCCAAGCAGAGUAUGUUCGAAUCCCGCUCGCCGAGUCGACUCUGUUCCAGGCCCCCGCGGCAAUCGAUGAGAAGAAGUUAGUGCUCAUGGCCGAUAUAUUUCCGACCGGUUACUUUGCGGCGAGUAAUGGGUUCCGCUCGCUAGAGCCCAAGGCGAUUCAGAAUAGUACGGUACUUUUGUUUGGAUGUGGUCCGGUCGGAAUUUGUGCCCUUGUGAGUGCGCUGGAGUAUCGUCCCAAGCACUUGAUCGCGAUCGACAGCAUCCCCUCUCGUCUACAGUUAGCGGAGAGUCUUGGUGCGGAGCCAUGGAACUUCGCAGAGAAUGAGGCCGGGUUGAGAGAGCGAGUCAAGACCAUCACAGAGGGUCGGGGUGCCGAUGUGGUGAUCGAGGUAGUUGGUCAUAGCAGUGCUCUCCGGAUGGGAUUUGAACUGCUUCGUCCGUGGGGAGUAUUGUCGAGUGUGGGAGUGCAUAAUGGCGAGAUUCCCUGGACGGGCAAUGAGGCAUAUGGCAAGAACUUGCGGAUCCAGAUGGGGCGCUGUCCUGUUCGUAUCUGGAUGAAGGCUAACCUCGACAGGCAUCUUUGGGGAGGCGAUGGAGCUGUUGGUGAAGAAGCAGGAUACAUUGAAUCUCACAAGGUCCCCAGUUUCAUGGCCGAAGAUAUUCGCCCGCUUUCUCAGGCAGUACAGGCAUACGAUGAUUUUAAUCAGAUGAAAAGCCAGAAGAUUGUCUUCGAAGCGGAUAAGUAG
Messenger RNA from Penicillium cosmopolitanum, 1107 nucleotides. Its product is annotated as alcohol dehydrogenase family protein. Gene Ontology annotation, molecular function: zinc ion binding; oxidoreductase activity. The transcript is spliced from 5 exons. The record is from RefSeq and is a predicted model, not a curated record. Bases 1 to 1107 code for a protein of 368 amino acids. NCBI's taxonomy places the organism in Eukaryota, Fungi, Ascomycota, Eurotiomycetes, Eurotiales, Aspergillaceae.